Condylura cristata (star-nosed mole) is the source of this 1713-nucleotide messenger RNA. It is a transcript of the gene FBXW9, whose product is annotated as F-box and WD repeat domain containing 9. The transcript is spliced from 10 exons. Gene Ontology annotation, cellular component: preribosome, large subunit precursor. Lineage: Eukaryota; Metazoa; Chordata; Mammalia; Eulipotyphla; Talpidae. Gene Ontology annotation, molecular function: protein binding. The record is from RefSeq and is a predicted model, not a curated record. The coding region runs from base 32 to 1408 and encodes 458 amino acids.
GGGCCGCUCCGGGGCGCGCCCAUCGGUCGCCAUGGAGUUACCCACAGAGCCGCGCGACUAUCGCCGCUCUUGGGACGAUAACUCCGACUCAGAGCCAGAGCCCGACCCCGAUUCGCAGGCCGAGGCUUACGUAGCUCGUGUUCUCACUCCGCCGAAACUCGGGCUGCCGCCGUCACCUGCCCCUCCACUGUCCGCUCUCGCCGCAUCGUCUGGAGCCCUGGAGUCUCGGGCCACAUCCAAGGCCCCCGUCACGGGCGUCCCAGGCCUGCUGAGUCUUCCCCCGGAGCUGCUGCUUGAAAUCUGCGCCUACCUGGACGCGCGCCUCGUGCUCCACGUCCUGCCGCGCGUGUGCCACUCGCUGCGCGACCUCGUGCGUGACCAUGUCACCUGGAGGCUACGUGCCCAGCGACGCGUACGCGCGCCCUACCCAGUGGUGGAAGAGGAGGACUUUGACUGGCCAGCGGCGUGCAUUGAACUGGAGCAGCAUCUGUCACGCUGGGCAGAGGAUGGAAGGUGGGCUGAGUACUUCUGCCUGGCUGAUGGGCACUUUGCUUCCAUUGACUCCGUGUUGCUGCUCCAGGGUGGGACCCUGUGUCUGUCAGGCUCCCGAGAUCGCAACGUCAAUCUGUGGGACCUGCGACAGUUGGGGGCAGAGCCCAAUCGGGUCCUGGUCAAGGCUCUGGGCUCCCAGCAGAACAGCACCCACAAGGGCUGGGUGUGGUCCUUGGCAGCACUAGACCAUCGAGUGUGCUCUGGUUCCUGGGACAGCACGGUGAAACUCUGGGACAUGGCAGCAGAUGGGCAGCAGUUUGGUGAGAUAAAGGGCAAGGCAGCUGUUCUGUGCUUGUCCUACCGGCCUGACAUCUUGGUGACGGGCACCUAUGACAAGAAGGUGACAAUCUACGACCCCAGAGUUGGCCCAGUCCUGCUGAAGAGCCGGCGGUUGCACUCUAGUGCUGUGUUGGCACUGCUGGCCGACGACAGGCACAUCAUCUCAGGCAGCGAGGAUCACACCCUUGUGGUGUUUGACCGUCGGACCAACAGCGUCCUGCAGCGGCUGCAGCUGGACUCCUACCUGCUUUGCAUGUCCUACCAAGAGCCCCAACUCUGGGCUGGAGACAACCAGGGCUUGCUACACGUCUUUGCCAAUCGUGAUGGCUCCUUCCAGCUUGUCCGGUCCUUUGAUGUGGGCCAUAGAUCUCAGAUCACAGGCAUCAAGCACUCGCUGGGAGCCUUAUAUACCACGUCCACAGAUAAGAGCAUCCGGGUACAUGUGCCUACAGACCCACCGAGGACCAUCUGUACUCGAAGCCACCACAAUGUGCUGAAUGGGAUCUGUGCUGAGGGCAACCUGGUGGUGGCUGCUUCUGGAGGCCUGUCACUGGAAGUCUGGAGGCUGCAGGCCUGAGCUGAUGGUGUGGAUGUGAAUCUGUCGGCUGGCUGACUGAACCUCAGGCUUUGUUCUCAGGGGGAACCUCCCCCACACUGGUGCUGCCUCUGCCUGCCCACGUAGGCCUAGGACACAAGAAGUCUGAACCAUAGGCAGUGGUCUUGACCCCAGAACCCAAGCCUCAAGAAGUCCCAUGCCAUAGGAGGGGAUGUUGACUCUCCCAGAGGACUGCUCCCCUGAUUGGGGGCCCUGUUUUCUGAUUCUGAUUCCUGCUUUCUGUUGGGUAGGAAGGAGAAAUAAACCUGAUAUGUUGGUGCUCUGGU